GCAUUUCUCUUCAUUGUGACUCAGCUACACACUUUUGAAAACUUUGAAAAGUAUAGUGUCCAAUUAAUUAUUAUAACUAUCCUGGUACCUCUUUGCAACGACUUCAAGGCAAUGGCACCACUGUACCGAAAAACGACGAUGUUGUACCUGUAUACUGCAUUGUUUGUGCCCGUAAUGACGUUUGAGUUCAAGAAUCUUGUUACGGUGAGCAUGAAGCCUUUGCACUGCAGUGAUGCUGCAACAAACUCAGCAACACUGAUGUGUAGUUUCAGCUAUUCUGAUUCAACGUACUACUUUUUCAGCCUCCAGUGGAGGCAAGAUGGCGUCCUAUUAGCAAACUUCUAUAAUCGUGCAGUAGAUCCAGAUUACGCAAACUACUGCCAAUCGUCGGGUAACUGUACUAUAACGAGAACCGACAGUGAGAGUUAUUUCACCAUUUCAACUGUGGGUAUGACUGAAAACAACGCAUCGUACAGCUGCCACGUGAGCUUUGCUAACGGUUAUACCAGGAAUGGUGCUAAAGCCACCACAACGUUGGUAGUCAAUGGUCCACCAGUGACGGUAAGCAUGGAGCCGUCGUAUCACGAUGAUCCUGUAAUACAUACAGCAACACUGAGGUGCAAUUUUUGUGUAAACGAUGCAACGUUCGACUUUUUUAACCUGGAGUGGAAAAAAGAUGGGGUCCUAGUAGCAGACUACUCUAAUGGUGCAGCAACUCCAGACUACGCAGACUUCUGUGCAUCGUCAGGUGACUGUACCAUAACGAGGACCUGCAGCGAGAGUUAUUUCACCAUUGCUUCUCUGGAUAGGUCUCAAAACAACGCAGUGUUCAGCUGCGAAGUGGUUUUUGAUAAAGGUGCCCAAAGGAAGAGUGGUGAUGACACUACUACCUUGAUAGUGACUGCCGACAGACACAAUUAACCGUCAACAUGCGAUGAAGAAGGCCUACACUUCAGCAAGUCCCAAAUUCCAGUGCAAGGUUGCAUGCAUCAAUUCAAGGCAACAUCCUACUGUGCUAUUGGUGGUGUGCAAUAAGCCAUGUUGAGGUAUGGCGGACGUGAUAUGAGUGAACUGUUUGGUUUGGGUGUAUAAACACACAAGUUUACCCAAACUUAUAGUGCUGUAUGUCCGCCAUGUUUCAAAAAGGCGUAUUGUCAUCAGGAAUAACAUUGCCUUGCUUGAAAACAAGUAGGCCGUCAAGUAAUGUUACAUUGAUUACAAACCGAAAACGACUACGAUUAACACUUUAUUUAACAAUUCAAUUAAAUUCACUUCGAAUUAUUCAUUUCAUCACACUUUACAAGUUCAGUUUUAAAUUGGUUUUCCUGUGUGUACUAAAAAACAUUCAAUAUGGCAAACUAGUGAGCCAUCAAAUUGUGGUUACACUUCGCUUUUUUUCUCACACUUAUAUCGGUUUUAUGGUAAGUAGACUAAGCUGCUAGAAACUGUACUGUUUUUUGUUUUGAGUCGGUAAGUUUGAAGUAGUGGUAUAUGUACAUCGUGCAUGUGUGUGGACAGAUUGAUGCUGUGAUUUAUUCAUAGAUUAUUAUUCGGACCUAAUUGAGGGGAACAAACUAAACAAUUUGUGUUGUUUUGCACCCUUAUUAUUAUCCAUAUUUUCUGGAAUUUUGUCUGCAUGCAUUUUAUGUUCGAUGUUUAUAUAUUUUUUUUUAUCUCAUAUUCCACUCUCAAAUUCUGCAACAAUUGUCUAAAACACUUUUUGUUGUUAAGCUAUCCAAUAAUUGGGUUGGCCUAAGAUUUAGAAAAUGGCCCAAUACGAACCUGGAUUAUUAGUGGAUAAUCUUGCUACGCUCAGUUGUAAAUCGUUUAAGCGCGCCCCUUAACGAUACACCCAACUUGACUGAUUUGCGAUAGACUGUCGCCGUGUCUUUAUCCGCAAGGUUACAGACAGAUAUAUGCUACUCAGAUCCAGUGAUUCCAUAUGAUACAAUGAUAUCACUGUAUACAUGCAGAGACUAAAGGCUACGUAGUUUGGUUUGUUUUGAUUGGUCUAAGUUCACCUCUGACGACGGUUCAAAACACAUACUUUUUUUGGAAAGCUGACAUGCUGUGUUCACGGUCGGACGUGUGUAUUCAAAUCGGAAUGAAAUUAAUAUAGGUCAUAUCGGAAGACAUACGCCGGCUUGAAGGCCUGUCUCUGGUGUGAUUCAUGAGCCUCAAAAUUGUGACGUCAGGCGUCAGGCUAGAUUCGCAAUAGUGCAAGCGAGCCCUUCAAGUUGGCUAAAUCGUACCGUAAGAGGGCGCGCUUUGGCGAUUUACAACUGAGCAUAUUCGACCAUAUUUGAGCAUAUUCCAAAGCCAACACUCCCACGGAAGAGAUAUGUACAUGGUUGCACCCGAAACUUCACUGUUUAUUGUUAGUUCCCCGUAACUCGAAUUCAAUUCCGAUGCAAUGCAACUUCAACAUAAAUUAGUAGUCAAUACAUUUAAUUGACUUGAAUUGUUGACAAUUGCUUCAAGAGGAAAACCUAUUUGACGAUAGGUUUCACUAUUGUUCAAAAUUAAAUGGUAUUACCUAGUGUUUUGGUAGUAAUCAGUAGUUGAUAUAUAUUUUGUUUUCUGUGUGGACCUUAUGUUAGAACAGAUGCUCGGAUGACUAUUAUCAUUAUUAAUUUUGGUUUUUACCAAUACACCGAUGUGUGUAAGCACUGUAAACUAUACUCCCUCGAGUCCUGUGAAUAAAAAAACAUAUAUAUCACAGGCAUAUUACUCGGGUGGGAUUCGAACGCACUACCCUUGCAAAUCUAGAGAAGUUUCUUACCAACUAGACCUAUCGUUGCGGUACCCGCUGUCAAAACAUUAUGAAUCGAACUGCCUCUAGAUACCG
Messenger RNA from Asterias rubens (European starfish), 2848 nucleotides. RefSeq lists its product as uncharacterized. The transcript has 4 exons. The coding region runs from base 112 to 921 and encodes 269 amino acids. Lineage: Eukaryota; Metazoa; Echinodermata; Asteroidea; Forcipulatida; Asteriidae. The record is from RefSeq and is a predicted model, not a curated record.